Molecule: messenger RNA, 371 nt
Organism: Aspergillus pseudotamarii
Lineage: Eukaryota; Fungi; Ascomycota; Eurotiomycetes; Eurotiales; Aspergillaceae
Exons: 1
Coding region: 128-304 (58 amino acids)
Source: RefSeq, a predicted model, not a curated record
AAGACGGGCGAACCUGCAGCGUUAGUCCUCUUGGCCUAUCAAUAAACAAACAAUAUUAUGCAAUAAGUUCGAACUAUCGACGGUCUUGCCGCGAUUGGUAAGACGCUAUUCAACUGUCCUGAUACGAAUGAGAAACUCCAGUCACUGUCUGUAUGAUCUGACCAAUGCUUCUCGUAAUAGUAAUCUGCUUGAUAUUAGAAAUUCAGAAUCCAUGAGAUCCGAUGAUUGGUCGUGCAAUGCGAUUGGUGCAUAUGUAGCUGGGCUCCUUGCCUUCCCCAUAGCCUUGAUGAUCAGCCGCAGCUGAGAAUGGUUUGGCUAUCGUCAGAACGGCAGCCAAAAUGUAGAUCUAAAUUCCCCAUCUAAAGUGCUUC